Messenger RNA from Oryza sativa Japonica Group (Japanese rice), 1591 nucleotides. RefSeq lists its product as uncharacterized. Gene Ontology annotation, molecular function: hydrolase activity. NCBI's taxonomy places the organism in Eukaryota, Viridiplantae, Streptophyta, Magnoliopsida, Poales, Poaceae. The record is from RefSeq and is a predicted model, not a curated record.
AGACGAAUGGUCAAACAUAUUUAAAAAAAUCAACGGCAUCAAAUAUUUAGAAACCGAGAGAGUAAUUAAAAGUUGGUCUUUUUUUUACCGAGCGAGUAAAAAGCACUAGAAGCACAAUCUGGGAUGGGAUUCUCGGCAGAAACUGUCACUGACAUGUGGUCCCAUUCUCUCCUAAGCGAUUCCUGGCUGUAUACUGGGGCCACGUCGAGCACCACCUACACGGGAGGAAACCGAGCGCCAGCGCCGGCAAACGGAGAAUCCCGGCGGAGAUGCCGAACCCCAAGCCACCGGCCGGUCGCGCCGGCGGAAACCACGACGGGGCUCUGCCUCUGGCCGGUUUCGCCCCGUACAACCAGAUGCCUCCCCCAAACUGGCUGACACACCGAUGCCGAGCGGCCGGCGCGCGCGGCUACAAAGGCAGAGCAGGCAGAGGACGGGCUGGAUUUUCAAACGCUCGCCGCGGCGCGCGCCGAUCGAUCGAUCGAUCGAGGAGGAGCCCUCUACGAGAUGGCGGCGGCGGCGGUGCGGCACCGCGAGGUGGAGGUGGCGAGCGGGGUGCGGCUGCACGUGGCGGAGUCGGGACCGGAGGGCGGGCCCGUGGCGCUGCUCGUGCACGGCUUCCCGGAGCUCUGGUACUCGUGGCGCCACCAGAUGCGCGCGCUCGCCGCGCGGGGGUUCCGCGCCGUGGCGCCCGACCUCCGCGGCUACGGCGACUCCGACGCGCCGCAGGGCAGGGACUCCUACACCGUCCUCCACCUCGUCGGCGACCUCGUCGCCCUCAUCGCCGACCUCGGCCGGCCCCAGGUGUUCGUCGCGGGGCACGACUGGGGCGCCGUCGUGGCGUGGCAGCUGUGCCUGCUCCGGGCGGACCUGGUGACGGCGCAUGUCAGCCUCAGCGUGGAGUACCAGCCGAGGCAUCCCCGGAUGAGCGUGCUCCAGGCCGUCAGGGUUCUCUGCGGGGACGAUCACUACGUGUGCCGCUUCCAGAAACCCGGAGUGGCUGAAGCUGAAUUUGCUCGACUCGAUUUAAACCAUCUGUUUAAAAUGGUGUUUGGAAUGCGCAAACCGGCAACUAUUAUUCUACCCCAGGACAAGACAUUCUUUGAUGCAAUUGAUUCAGAUGGUACUUGCCCUCCAUGGCUAUCAGAGGAAGACAUUUCCUACUACGCUGACAAAUUCGGCAAAACAGGGUUCACAGGAGGAUUCAACUACUACAGAUGCAUUGACCUGGAUUGGGAGCUGACUGCACCAUGGACUGGGGCUCUGAUAAAUGUUCCGAUAAAAUUCAUCGUCGGUGACCUGGAUCUCACAUACAACACACCAGGUGUGAAGGAUUACAUUCACAAGGGUGGAUUCAAAGCCAAUGUGCCGAAUCUGGAGGAUGUGGUUGUCCUGGAGGGAGUUGGCCACUUCAUCAACCAGGAGAAGCCUGAUGAGGUUUCUGAACACAUCUGUGAGUUCUUUAGCAAGUUUCUGAUGUAAACGAAAUCUGGUGGAGUCUAGUACAUGUCUGUAUGUCGACUACAGACAUGAAUUCCACGGUACUAAAAAUCUCCAAAUAAAAUAUCAUGGCCACUUUUUUACAGUAAAA